Messenger RNA from Hypanus sabinus (Atlantic stingray), 2585 nucleotides. It is a transcript of the gene arl16, whose product is annotated as ADP-ribosylation factor-like 16. The transcript has 5 exons. NCBI's taxonomy places the organism in Eukaryota, Metazoa, Chordata, Chondrichthyes, Myliobatiformes, Dasyatidae. Bases 129 to 665 code for a protein of 178 amino acids. The record is from RefSeq and is a predicted model, not a curated record. Gene Ontology annotation, molecular function: GTP binding; GTPase activity.
GCCAGCCGCCGUUGCCGGGCAACCGGCCGAGAGGCCCCUGGCGGCUCCUCGGUGCGGUGGUGAGCGGGCGGACCGGCGGAGUGGGGGAUCACCCCGGGCACCGGGACGGGACGGGCCGGGCCGGCACCAUGGGCCUCGGUCUGCUACUGGGGGCGACGGCGGUGGGGAAGACCCUGCUGCUGAAAGCGCUGCACAAGAUGAGUUUGAAAGAAGCUGUUGGCGAACUUGACGAGCUCCCACCUACACUCCCCACGGUGGGCACAAACUUAACUGAUAUCACGAUUAAUAAGAGGAAAAUUACUAUUCGAGAACUGGGAGGCUGCAUGGGGCCUAUCUGGCCAAGUUACUAUGGAGACUCUGAAGCUGUGAUAUUUGUCAUCGAUGCGGCCAAUCCCACCCAGAUUUCCUCCUCGUGUAUUCAGCUGCUCGAAGUUCUGACAGCUGAGCAACUGCAGGAAACUCCGGUCCUAAUUCUCUUCAACAAAGUUGAUCUACCCUGCCACAUGUCCCUGAUAGAAAUGAAAAGCCUGUUCAGGAUGGAUGACAUAUUGGCCUGUGCCAAGCAGGCAGUCAGUGUGCUGGAGGUGAGUGCACAGACUGGCAAAGGGCUGGACCAGGUCCUGAAGUGGCUUCACUCCCACCUCAAGGGGAAAAAUUUGCCCUGAAGCCAGUCAACACUACACCUUUCCCCAAAGCAGCCAUUCAAAAAGCUCUGAAGAGUCCAGAGGCAGUGGAUAUGAUGGCUCCCUCAAAAUGUCCUGUAUCUGAAAACUAUGUACAAUGGCAAAAGCCUGUGAUUUUUGAAUUGUAUCCAGCCUUGUAAGGGCCAAAAAGAUGGACUUAGAAGUGCAUGAAUAUCAAGGCAUUUCCAGGUAACUGAAACAGAAUGGAAGAAUAUGACACUAGAUUUGCAUUAUUCUAGUUACAGGUUGGGCUUUAUAUCAUAAUGAAAUCCUGUAUUUAUAGUUAAUGCUUGCUCUGUAAUAAUUAUCCAUGUUUAUAGAUAGAUUUUAAGUUAAUAAAUAAUAACAUUAAAAAAUUAAAUAAAACUUGCUCUGCAUUGCAAAAUGCAGUGGAUUCUGAUUAAUUAGGACACAUCGGGACCAGUACAUUUUGGCCCAGUUAAGCAACUGCCCCAAUUAGCUGUAAUUUCAUGGAAAUAGUUUGUUAUGAUACGGCAACAAUGAAUAUAAAAUUAAGAGGUUUUUUUUUAUAAACAAACAAAACAUUUAUUAAACACUUCAAUAAAAAUGAAAAGUAAACAAAUGACUAACUUAACUGGAAGUUGACUGCUUUAUGGCAACUUGAACAGUUCUCAAAGUGAUAUAUGCGAAAGUCCAAAUGAUUUAUACAGUCAAUUAGGACAGACUUUCCUAAAGUAACGAAUUCCUCGACAAUGUGACAUUACUGGCCAUCCCAGCCGAAGUAUGCUUUGCCCGAAGGAUUUACAACGAAGGAAAUAAAAACGGCUUAAAGGAACUGACCUUCUCCUUGGCAAAUAACGCUGCGUCCAACCCUUUCUGCUUUCACAAUGCAGGAGCUAUCUCGGAUUCAGGCUCCUAUCUCUUUGAAUGAAGAUUAAAUAAGGUCGAUCCCGUAUUAUCGCUGACAACAUCAACUUUUCUCAAUCCUUCGGGUUUUCCAUACUCUGGUAAACCUUCACUCUCCGACUGGACUGCAAAGGUAGAAACCAAUACUGGCAGCGUUUGGUGAGACUGCCAGCAAUAACCUUUUAAGACUUAAAACAGAAAAUAAAACUCCACUUUAAAACAAAUCUGCAACAUGAGACGAAUACGCAGCAUAACGGAGUCACUGAUGAAUUAAACCACGAACUGACCUGCGUCACAGCAAGGCUUUCCCCUUUUAUAUCUGUUGAAACAGGCCAUCACAUGAUGUCACACUGGCGGGAAAAUUACAUCACCCCAUCACAUGACCAUUACAUCAUGCUAACCAUAUACUCCAUUACAUCAUGGUCAUGUGACAGUCUCAAGAUACCCACAGGGUAUGUAACAAGUUAAAAAGGUAUAAAAGAAAUAAAUUACGCAUUUAAAUUAAAUAGGCCAAAUUAGAAUACUACCAAUAGUACCACAGCACUGUAAAACUGUUCCCAAUAGCUAUCGCCAGAGGAAUUCAUCCAGUGAGGUGCAGAAGUGUACUCUUUUUGAUUAGACUAAAUAAACAAAAUCAGCGCCGUCAACUCAUGCAGGUAAUGGACUGCCUUCAUACAGUACUGUUGAUGAUUGUAUCCUCCAAAUCCUCAUUUUCAUUGUAACAUUAAAGAUGAUUGUCAAUACCUUAAAAUUCUUUGUAGUUCCUAACUUACUAAAAUAGUAAAAUAGUUUCAUUUUCACUCCUGGCAUCUCCAAGCUUGACUGCUUGAACCUACAGUGAGCAAAAGAGUUCUGAAUUGUCUUACUGCUUAUUUCUCACCAAAUAUCAGUGACAAAAGUCACUGCUUUUUGAAUUGAAACACACACAACCAAUGCUAGUUAGAAAUUGUUCGACAAAGGUCUCUUGCCCCAAAUUAAGUGGCAUAGUGUCCCAAAUAAAGGAAGGAAAUCCCAGCUGUUUUUGUUCUUUAAGAG